AUGAUGGGGGAAGGAGACAUGGGUUACGGUGACUAUUACAACUAUGACAACAACUGGUCGAUAAUCCCACCGGAUUACGGUGCUGAACUUGGUUACCAAGUGCGACAGCCGCAAAUCGAAGAAGACUACAGAUACAAUUCUUAUGCAGGGCGGCGCGGGGUGUUCUUCACCCCGAGGACCACUCGAGGGUUGUUUAGUGUAGACGCGGCGUCGCAAGGCGCAGCACGUGUUCUCGCGAGUGUACCUACAGCUAUCAAAAUUAUCCCGAAAACGAGUUCUCCCGGCCGGGAGAUGAAGUGCGAGGAGGGUGAGAGCGCGCGCUCUCCGCCACCGCCACUGCUGCCGCCGGCUUCACUGCUGGCCUGGAGCCCUAUUUUACUGCCGCCGUGGGGCCCGGCUUUCCUGCCGGCCCUCUACCCGGCGGCUUUUCGGUCCGCAUUCCCUGGGCUCUUAGACAGCAUGAAGAUGCCCGGUCAGCGGCCAGGGUUCCAGAUAUCUGAUAUCUUGGGGUUAAAUGAGGGCAAAGGAUUGGAAUCAACGCCCGCACAGGGUGCGAUCGGCGGAUGUUCGUUAGAAUUGCCUCCAUACGCGCCGCCUCAUCAUGCUUUCUCUCACGAGCUGCUAAGACAUCAUCAGCCUUGGUUGUCACUGGACCAUCACGAGGCACAUAAUAAUUGUGUCAUCGGUCAGCAGGCGAGUCCUGAUAGUACUUCUCGUGCUUCAGAGCUUUCUUACGUAGGCCCAUCGGCUGCUUCGCCACCAGUUAACGACCCGCGCAACGAACAUGACCACGACCAUGAACCAGACGAUAAUGAUAUUGAUCACGACGAUGAACAUGACCAUGAACCGAGUGCAAACGCCAGCUCUGACCCUAAUCUAGCCCACAAGAAACGUAAACGUCGAGUUCUCUUCUCAAAAGCUCAAACCUACGAGUUGGAAAGACGAUUCCGCCAACAACGAUACUUAUCAGCACCGGAAAGGGAGCACCUGGCUAGUUUAAUAAGACUGACACCGACACAGGUUAAAAUUUGGUUCCAAAACCACAGAUAUAAGACUAAACGGGCUGUACAAGAGAAAGGAGCUCAUGACUUGAAUGUUGGUGGAUUAAAUUCCCCGAGACGUGUAGCUGUACCAGUCUUGGUGAAAGAUGGGCGGCCUUGCGUUGGAAAGCCUGAUGGGUUGCCGCCAUUGGGAAUGUCCCUCCCUCCGUACCAUCAAUCUAUGCAUCAUCAGCCCUCUGUAGCAGGCCACGGACCACAGUCUGGAGGUUGCUGGUGGUGA
This is a messenger RNA of Arctia plantaginis, 1281 nucleotides long. Lineage: Eukaryota; Metazoa; Arthropoda; Insecta; Lepidoptera; Erebidae. The record is from the annotation of a GenBank genome assembly.